Didymosphaeria variabile is the source of this 1215-nucleotide messenger RNA. RefSeq names its product galactose-1-phosphate uridyl transferase (gene GAL7). Gene Ontology annotation, molecular function: UDP-glucose:hexose-1-phosphate uridylyltransferase activity; zinc ion binding. Gene Ontology annotation, biological process: beta-D-galactose catabolic process via UDP-galactose, Leloir pathway. The transcript has 4 exons. Lineage: Eukaryota; Fungi; Ascomycota; Dothideomycetes; Pleosporales; Didymosphaeriaceae. Gene Ontology annotation, cellular component: cytoplasm. The record is from RefSeq and is a predicted model, not a curated record. The coding region runs from base 1 to 1215 and encodes 404 amino acids.
AUGGGCGACCCGAUACUGAACGACAUCUCGCACCGCCGCUUUAAUCUGUUGCGAGGCAGCUGGGUCCUGGUCUCGCCGCACCGAAACAAGCGUCCGUGGCAAGGGUUACAGGAGAAGCCGUCCAGAACGUCCCUCCCAGACUACGACCCAGCGUGUUACCUGUGCCCGGGUAACACGCGGGCAAAUGGCUCCAAGAAUCCCAAAUUCACGAAGACUUUUGUUUUUGUAAACGACUACAGCGCCGUCAAGGAAGAGCAAGAAGAGUAUCAUCCAGCGCAGAAUCGGAGCUCCCUUGCGAGCCGACUACUCAGAGUCGAUCCAGUAACGGGAAAAUGCUACGUCAUCUGCUUCUCCCCUUCGCACCAUCUGACUCUUGCGGAUAUGAACCCUGUUGAGAUUAUUCCCAUCAUCGAGACCUGGACAAACCUGUACAAGGCGCACCUGGAUCCAGAGUCACCGCUAGCGGAAGCUGCUAAAGCACUAUCACUACCUCCGUUCUCCCAGGGCGAUAUUGCUGCACCAAAUGCACAAUAUAGGUACAUGCAGAUCUUUGAAAACAAGGGUUCCACCAUGGGCUGUUCAAAUCCACAUCCUCACGGCCAGGUAUGGACAACGACAUCAUUACCGGAGGAGCCAAACACGGAGAUUCAGCAACUCAGCAAGUACAGGCACGACCAAAAUGGAUGCCACCUACUGGUCGACUAUGCAAAGCUGGAAUCCGAACAAAAGGAGCGAACAGUAUUUGAAAAUGAGUCGUUCUGGGCCGGCGUCCCUUACUGGGCUGUCUGGCCCUUUGAGGUUAUGAUAAUAAGCAAACAGCACAAGCGUGCGUUGGUCGAUUUCAACAACAAGGAGAGGGAACAGCUGGCCGAAGCCAUAACGGAAAUCACCCGGCGAUACGACAACCUGUUCGAAACUCAAUUCCCGUACAGUAUGGGCCUGCACCAAGCACCGCUGCAAGGAACUGAGGAGGAAAUUGAAUCCAGUCACUUCCAUAUCCACUUCUACCCACCGCUCCUCCGUAGCGCAACAGUGCGGAAGUUCCAGGUGGGCUACGAAAUGUUGGGGGAGCCUCAGCGGGACAUCACCCCUGAGCAGGCUGCAGAGCGGUUACGAGCGUGUGGUGGCGAGCUCUAUCGCAAGAAGCUUGAGCACCUCACCAACGGUCAUGCUGGAAAUGUCGCCGACGUGGGCCAGGAGCAACAGAAGCAGUAA